AUAUUAUUAAAAAAAUUGCGGUAAGAAUGAGUUUCUUUUGCUCGGAAUUAUACAAAUAGCAUGUCACAUCCCAUAUUAUAUAUCUAAAUUUUUAAAAUAAUAUUUCUUACUUACUAACACAAAAUCAGAGAAUUUUUUUUUGAAAACAUUAUCAUAGCGGCCCAACAUAACCUUCAUCUUCACUGAUCAUCAACCUGGUCAACUGCUAAAACUAGUUUUCGUUUUCCAAUUCAUAAAGCAAAAGGAUCAUUAAAUGGAAACUAGCGAGGUCGAUGAAGCCCUAUUUAGUUGCCACAUAUUGGCAAUUCCGUAUCCAGGUAGAGGCCACAUCAAUCCUUUGAUGAAUCUGUGCAAGCUGAUCAUAGCGACACCAAAUGUUGUACUACAAGUCUCUUUUAUUGUAACAGAAGAGUGGUUCAGCUUUUUGAAAUCAGAACCAAAGCCAGAUAAUAUCCAAUUUCGAACAAUUCCAAAUGUAAUUCCAUCAGAAAAGGAUCGAAGCAAAGAUUUGUUGGGCUUCAAGGAAACUGUGUAUACUAAGAUGGAAGCUCCCGUUGAGAGUAUACUUGACGGGCUUCCAAAGCCCAAUGUGAUUUUAGCUGAUUCGUUCUUGCCGUGGGCCGUCCGUAUUGGGGAGCGGAGGAAUAUUCCGGUGGCUUCAUUUUGGCCCAUGUCUGCCACGGUUUUCACCAUCCUUUAUCACCAUCAACUACUCCUGGCAAAUGGACAUUUUGAAGCCAGUUUAACAGAGCAACGAGAAGAGCUCGUGAAUUAUAUUCCUGGGAUUACACCAAUUUAUGUAAAGGAUCUCCCACCUGUGUUCUACAGCAAAGACCGGGAGAUGUUGCCCUUGCUUCUCGAAGCUAUAUCACAAUUGGUCAAUAAAGCACAAUAUGCCUUGUUCACCACCAUUGAAGCAUUGGAAUCUCGAGUAAUUGAGGCUUUAGAAGCUGAAACUCCUUUCCCCAUUUUCACAGUUGGUCCAACAAUCCCUUACUUGGAUACUGAAUUCAAGACUAACCAGCCUAGUCCAAACUAUUUUUCAUGGCUUGAUGAUCAACCUAAGGACUCUGUUCUGUACAUAUCCCAAGGAAGUUUCAUGUCAGUGUCAAAAGAACAGUUAGAUGAAAUUAUAGCUGGCGUGCACAGCAGUGGUGUCAGGACAUUUUGGGUGGUUCGUGAUAAUGCAUCCUUACUUACAGACGGAGUUGGCAACAGGGGAAUCGCGGUGCCUUGGUGCGACCAAUUGGAAGUUUUGUCCCAUCCUAGUGUAGGCGGAUUUUGGUCGCAUUGUGGGUGGAAUUCAACCAAGGAAGGAGCAUUUGUUGGCGUUCCAUUUCUUACGUUCCCUAUUGGCGGUGAUCAAGUUACCAACAGUAAACAAAUAGUGGAGGACUGGAAGAUUGGGUGGAGAGUGAACAAGGAAAGUGAGAAGCUGGUUAAGAAAGACGAAAUUUCUCUACUUGUAAAGAGUUUUAUGGACCUUGACAGCUACCAAGGAAAUAUUAACAAGUUCAUUCGGGAUAUUUCUCGACGCCCGAGGCAAUAAUGUUUGGUUUAUCAACAAGUUACGCAGAAAUUAUGUAUAAACUAUAUAAUAUAAAAAUUAUUUCUGUAGUAUGUUUCAUCGGUUGAGCAAUGUAAUAUGGCCCAAACUUUUGCAGUACUACUCUUUGUUGAAUAAAUAAAGUGGAAAGAGAACACAAACAAGCUGCACUUGGUGAGAACAAGUUCCUGCCUGCUGUUAUUCACAGGCAUCCUGCCAAUGUUUCGACAUGCUGCUUUGGUGGUGGAAAAAAACUAGUAUCAACAACUUGAGUGCAAGAACCAGGUUCCUUACCCCUAACUCAAAGUGGUAAAGAAAAUAAUAUAAGAUUUAUCGCAGAAACCUCCUUUAUUCAAGAGAAUAAAAAUCAUUACGAUUUCA
This is a messenger RNA of Solanum dulcamara, 1927 nucleotides long. Its product is annotated as UDP-glycosyltransferase 87A2-like. The coding region runs from base 254 to 1549 and encodes 431 amino acids. Gene Ontology annotation, molecular function: UDP-glycosyltransferase activity. The transcript has 2 exons. NCBI's taxonomy places the organism in Eukaryota, Viridiplantae, Streptophyta, Magnoliopsida, Solanales, Solanaceae. The record is from RefSeq and is a predicted model, not a curated record.